Messenger RNA from Aspergillus calidoustus, 1059 nucleotides. The record is from the annotation of a GenBank genome assembly. Lineage: Eukaryota; Fungi; Ascomycota; Eurotiomycetes; Eurotiales; Aspergillaceae.
AUGGCCGGCGGCGAGUCGCAAGAUGAACGCGAUCAAAGAGUCGCAAGGCUCUGGACACGCCUCGGCGCCAAAGAGCGGGAUCACUUGGAUUACAAUGGGCUCAAGAAGGGUCUGAGGAAAAUCGAUCAUCCUCUGAAGAAUGCGGAUACCAUGCUGCGGAAAAUCUUCCGGUCGGUCGACACGAAUGGAGAUGGUUUCAUCGAAUACUCUGAGUUCCGAGACUUUGUCCACCGCGCCGAGCUUGAGCUCUGGCAGCUCUUCGUGAGUAUUGAUCACAACCGUAAUGGGGAAAUCGACAAGACCGAGCUCAAGACUGCCUUUUCCAAGUCUGGCGUCACCGUAUCAAACGCCAAGCUCGAUGAGUUCUUUGCCGACGUCGAUACGAAUAAUGAUGGCGUUAUCACGUACCCGGAGUGGAGAGACUUCCUCCUCUUCCUCUCCGGCUAUUCGUCCUUUGAUCUGCACGCCGUCCUGUCAUACUACACGGCCACGGGCAAUCUAAACCCGGAAGGAGAUGUCCACAUCAACGAUCUGCAGGGUUUAGGUACAGAGCACUCGUUUCUUAGACGUUAUAUUUUGGCCAUCAGACACGUUUUGUACACUAUCCUCCCAGCACCCAUCUUGACAGCCUUGAUCCCGCCAGCUUAUGCCGAGACUCCCGGGCUUGCACUACCCCCGCCUGCGCUUGAGCAUGACUCCGACCUGGAAUUGGAGUGGCUGCCCAUACCCAGGACCGUCGCCAUGUGGAUGUCCUUUCGAUAUUAUGAACAGAAGUUGACCGAGAAUACUCCUCAACUAGGUUAUUUCAUUGCUGGUGGUAUGGCAGGCGCCGUGUCCAGGACAGCCACUGCGCCAUUGGAUCGUCUCAAAGUGUAUCUCAUUGCGAAGACCGGAUCCGGAGCGGCCGCCGUCCAUACAGCCAAAAGUGGAGCGCCAGUCAAAGCCGCUGCAAAAGCCUCGAAAACCCUGGUUGAUGCAGUGAAGGAGUUGUGGAGGGCUGGAGGCAUUCGGAGUUUGUUCGCGGGUAUGUAUACUUCAGACGAGGAAGGAUCGCGCUGA